CUUUGGGGAAAGAGAAACUUAAGUGUAUUUGAGCUGCUGUGUUUGUGUCUCUGUAUUUAUGCAGUAAAAUGGCAGAAGCCAGAUUUUCUCAGGAUGAGUUCAUGUGUUCAGUGUGUCUGGAUCUUCUGAAGGAUCCAGUGACAAUUUCCUGUGGACACAGUUACUGUAGGUGCUGUAUUACAGGCCACUGGGAUCAGGAGGAUCAAAUGAAAGUCUACAGCUGUCCUCAGUGCAGACAGGCCUUCGGUCUAAGACCUGCUUUAGGUAAAAACACCAUUCUGGCUGAAUUAGUGGAGAAACUGAAGAAGACUAAACUUCAUGCUGACUGUUAUGCUGGAGCUGGAGAUGUGCAAUGUGACAUCUGUACUGAAGGAAAAUAUAAAGCUGUCAAGUCCUGUCUGGUGUGUCUGAACUCUUACUGUCAAAACCACCUGGAUCAACAUGAGAGUUUCUUUAAAGGAAAGAGACACAAUUUGACCGAAGCCAUUGGACGACUGCAGGAGAUGGUCUGUCGUGAACAUGAUAAACAGCUAGAAAUGUACUGUAUCACUGACCAGCAAUGCAUUUGUGUUCUGUGCAUGAAAUAUGAGCAUAAAAACCACAACACUACAUCAGCUGCAGCAGAGAGAACAGAGAAACAGAUGCAGGUCAAGGAGAUGCAGGAAAGGUUCCAGCAGAGAAUCCAGCAGCGAGAGAAAGAUCUUCAGCAGCUGAAAGAGUCUGUGGAGUCUUAUAAGCGCUCUGCACAGACAGCAGUUAAGGACAGUGAGAGGAUCUUUACUGAGCUCAUAAACUCCAUUGAGAAAAGACGCUCUGAGUUGAUACAGCAGAUCAGAAAUCAGGAAAAGGCUGCAGUGAGUCAAGCUAGAAAACGACUGGAGCGACUGAAGCAGGAGAUCAAUGGUCUGAGGAGAAGAAACACUGAGCUGGAGCAGCUUUCACAAACACAGGAUCACAUCCAUUUCUUGCAGAGUUUCCAGUCUCUCUCAUCACCUCAGGAAUCUACAGAUGUAAAUGACAAUCCCUUAAUUUCUCUCUACUCCUUUAAUGGCGUGAGAGAAUCUGUCAGUCAUCUAAGAGACAAACUGGAGGAUUUCUGCAAAGAGGAGUUCAAAAAGAUCUGUGACACAGUCAAAUUCAACAACAUUGUUCCUAGGACCAGGAAUGACUUCCUACAAUAUUCCCAUCAGAUCACUCUGGAUACAAAGACCCUGAAUAAAUGCCUCCAUCUGUCUAAAUGGAACAGAGUGAUUGAAUAUAUGGUCACAGAGCAGCCAUAUCCUGAUCACCCAAGCAGAUUUGAUUAUUAUCGUCAGGUGUUGUGCAGAGAGAGUGUGUGUGGACGCUGUUACUGGGAGAUUGAGUGGAAUGGACAUGUGGAUAUAUCAGUGUCAUAUAAGAGCAUCAGCAGGAAGGGACGGGGUUAUGAGAAUUGGUUUGGACAUAAUGAUCAGUCUUGGAGUUUGUUCUGCUCUCCCUCCAGUUACUUAUUCAGACACAAUAACAUAAAUACUGUUCUUCCUGUAAAGCCCAUUAGCAGUAGAAUAGGGGUGUAUGUGGAUCACAGUGCAGGAACUCUGUCCUUCUACAGCGUCUCUGACACAAUGAGCCUCAUCCACACAGUCCAGACCACAUUCACUCAGCCCCUCUAUCCUGGAUUUGGGGUUAAUUAUUAUGAAUCAUCAGUAAAACUAUGUUGAUGAAUUAGAAUAAAAUUUAAAGAGGUUCUACCCAUAAAGCUUUGAGCUGCAUGUUAAAUUAGUAUCUGUUUGUUAAAUAAAUACAGCAAAUAAACUUUUUUCAUUGAAAUGAAAGAAUGUGUGUAACAAAUCCUCAUGUAGACAGUAAGAUCAGUGUGUCAGAGUCCUGCCGAGUGAUCAUGUAAAUCUGUGCUUUUCUCAACCUACAUUUGUGUUUUUAUUGUAAUGACUCAUCAG
Labeo rohita (rohu) is the source of this 1937-nucleotide messenger RNA. RefSeq names its product tripartite motif-containing protein 16-like. Lineage: Eukaryota; Metazoa; Chordata; Actinopteri; Cypriniformes; Cyprinidae. The coding region runs from base 69 to 1700 and encodes 543 amino acids. The record is from RefSeq and is a predicted model, not a curated record. Gene Ontology annotation, molecular function: protein binding; zinc ion binding. The transcript is spliced from 6 exons.